CGGGUGCUUUGUGAGUGUGGUCGCCGUCGGCUCUCCGCGUUCCUCCAAAAUCUGCAAGUCAACGUCUACAGAGAUGGCAGCAGUACAAGUGAAAGAUGUCAACGCUUAUUUAACAGCGAAACAAAGCAACGCACCAAAAGAACUGGCCGACGACUGGGCCCUGCUCGAAGAGUACCACAACAAGAAACUUUGGCACGAAUUGACCCUAAAACUCGGCACAUUCGUCAAAAACGAACAGCUCGCACAAAACGGCACUGAGCUCAUUGAACUGUACAACAAUUUCAUCCAGGGAUUUGAAAGCAAAAUAAAUCCAUUAGCGCUUGUCGAAAUCGUCGCAUGUAUAGUUCCACAAUUCACCAAUUUCCAAGAGGCGCUAACAUUCCUUGAAACGAUCGAAUCGAGGGUCAAAAGCAAUACUGAAGCUUACGCUUUGACAAAAGUUCUUCAAGGCAAUAUAUUAUUAGAUAAGAUUUUCAACACAGAGGCGACAAAAGUAAUUAUUGAUGAUGUUGAUAAAAUUCUCGAUGAAUUUGAUGGAAUUACAUCUGUCCAUGGGAGGUACUAUCUACUGGCUAGUAAAUAUUUUAAGCUUCAGUCUGAUCAUGCUGGUUAUUACAGAAUGGCCUUGCGGUAUUUGGGCUGUAUCGAACUGUCAGAACUUAGUGCUGCUGAUCAAGUCCAACAUGCCUUUUACCUUGGCCUUGCCGCACUCCUCGGUGAAGGGGUUUACAAUCUUGGAGAGCUUUUGGCCCAUCCGAUUCUUGACAGUUUAACGGAUACUCAGUACGCUUGGCUCAUCGAUCUCCUGUAUGCUUUCAAUUCAGGUGACAUUACUAAGUUUGAAACAAUGAAGCCGAAAUGGAGUGUCACUGCUGCACUUGUCGAACAAGAAGUUAAACUUAAGGAAAAAAUAAGACUUUUGUGUUUAAUGGAGAUGACUUUUAAAAGAGCCUCUAACAAACGAGAGUUAACCUUUGCUGAAAUAGCACAGGCGACUAAAUUACGCGUAAACGAAGUCGAACUUCUUGUCAUGAAAGCUUUGUCUGAAGGUCUGGUUAAAGGUUCGAUCGAUCAGGUCAGCAGUACUGUUCACAUGACUUGGGUUCAACCUAGAGUGCUCAACAAACAACAGAUAUCUUCAGUUGUUGAUCGACUCAACGUUUGGUGCAGAGAAGUUCAAGAAAUGGAAACUCUUUUAGAAGACAAGGGCCAUGAUUUUCUUACACUUUAAUGAAUUAAUUAUGUUAAUUGAUUCUUAAAUGCAAAUCGAGUUUUAAUAUCAUAUUUUGUAAGUCAUAAAUUGAGAUGUUUUAUAUUUUCAUCUAAAUUUUUCUCACACUAAGAUGUAAAUAGAUGGCUUUUAUUGUAA
This is a messenger RNA of Cimex lectularius (bed bug), 1369 nucleotides long. RefSeq names its product 26S proteasome non-ATPase regulatory subunit 13-like. The transcript is spliced from 8 exons. The record is from RefSeq and is a predicted model, not a curated record. The coding region runs from base 74 to 1231 and encodes 385 amino acids. Gene Ontology annotation, molecular function: structural molecule activity. NCBI's taxonomy places the organism in Eukaryota, Metazoa, Arthropoda, Insecta, Hemiptera, Cimicidae. Gene Ontology annotation, biological process: ubiquitin-dependent protein catabolic process. Gene Ontology annotation, cellular component: cytosol; nucleus; proteasome regulatory particle, lid subcomplex.